Molecule: messenger RNA, 1361 nt
Organism: Habropoda laboriosa
Lineage: Eukaryota; Metazoa; Arthropoda; Insecta; Hymenoptera; Apidae
Product: solute carrier family 25 member 40
Exons: 8
Coding region: 252-1325 (357 amino acids)
Biological process (GO): mitochondrial transmembrane transport
Source: RefSeq, a predicted model, not a curated record
AAGUCACAAUUUUACGAUAGAAUAGAAUACCGUGUAAGUUAAGACCACAUGCUAAGCAAAGGGAAAAAAAUAACUGAUACUCGAACGAAACUGUGUUGAACUUUAAGGAAUUAAUGAAUUGACAGGAAUAUCAUCAUGUUAGUACACAUGUGUGUUAUGGUUUCUUUCACUCUAAAAUGAUCAUAAAAUUAUUCAUAAGGAAAUAUGUUAUUGCUCGGUGUUGUCAGCGUAGCACGAAAUAAAAAUUUGAAAUGAAUAAGCUAAGCAGCAUACCACCAGACUUGGACCUGGAGGAUCCAAGAUUUAGGAUCAAACCAUAUCAACAAAUUGUUGCUUCUUGUACUGGUGCUGUUAUUACGUCAGUUUUUGUGACUCCUUUGGAUGUGGUCAAAAUUAGACUCCAAGCUCAACAGAAGGCUAUGCUUUCUAACAAAUGUUUUCUUUAUUGCAACGGUUUAAUGGAUCAUUUGUGUCCAUGUCCAAAUGGUAAAGGUCCAGUAUGGGUCAGAAGAAAUGGAAAAUUUAAUGGCACAGUGGAUGCGUUCUUGAAAAUUGGUAGAAAUGAAGGUAUUCUUUCAUUAUGGAGUGGUUUAAGUCCUACUCUUGUUCUAGCAGUACCUGCAACUAUAGCAUAUUUUGUUUCAUAUGAACAGAUAAAAUUAUAUAUUAAGGAUAAGUAUAGUAAGAGGUAUAGAAAUGCUACUGAAGUUACCAUGGAGCAGCCAUUCUGGAUUCCCAUGAUGGCUGGAGCUAUAGCGCGUAUUUGGGCUGCAACCUUAGUGAGCCCAUUAGAAUUAAUUAGAACAAAGAUGCAGUCUCAAAAAUUAAGUUAUGCUGAAAUUUUGCAAGCAUUGAAAACUGUUGUAAAAUAUAGCGGAGUCUCUGGUUUGUGGAUGGGAUUGGGUAGUACCCUUCUAAGAGAUGUACCUUUUAGUGCAAUUUACUGGCUACAUUAUGAAACUAUAAAGCAAAAAUUUCGUGGGGCACAACAGACUUUUACUUUUAAUCUUACAGCAGGUGCUAUAGCGGGAUCUAUAGCUGCAUUUUUAACAAUCCCAUUUGAUGUAGUAAAAACUCAUAAACAAAUAGAAAUGGGUGAGAAAGAAAUUUAUUCAGAUAAACCUGGACACAGUAGUGGAACUUGGAUUGUAAUUAGAAAAAUUUAUAGCCAAAACGGAGUGAGGGGACUAUUUACGGGAUUAACGCCGCGUAUAAUAAAAGUAGCGCCAGCGUGCGCGAUCAUGAUCGCGACGUUUGAACACGGGAAACGAUUUUUUCAAUUGUACAAUGCCAACCAAGUACUUCAACACGAAAAUGAUAUAUAACUUCUACAACACAAACGCCAGACUACAGAAUGACAU